Theileria equi strain WA is the source of this 547-nucleotide messenger RNA. Its product is annotated as signal peptide-containing protein. Lineage: Eukaryota; Apicomplexa; Aconoidasida; Piroplasmida; Theileriidae. The coding region runs from base 1 to 441 and encodes 146 amino acids. The transcript has a single exon. The record is from RefSeq and is a predicted model, not a curated record.
AUGAACGCUAUUGUUGCUUUGAUCUCUGCUGUCAGCGUUUUCGCUGUUUCUGCUCUUCAUCUUGACUUUGGUGCUGCCGAUUUGGCUGCCCAUGGUGCCGUUGUCAAGGGUGUUCACCACGGUGCCAAGGUUCUUCACUUUGUUCCUAAUGGUGAAUUCGAUGGUCUCAAGUGCGGUGCCAACUUCGAGUGGGCUUUGCCAGCUGCCGUCAAGGAAGUCUUGGCCUUCUCUCACUGCAAGGAUGGUGGCCUCGCUUUGGCCCACGUCACUCUCGUUGAUGGAUCUGAGCACUUCCUCCACUUCUUUGGUGGUGUUGCUCUCCCAGUUUCUCACAGUGUCUGGUUCGGAAAGCUCGCCAAGGGUGUCUGCAAGCAUGCUCCAGCUCUUGCUGGCUUGCCACAUCAUGCUGUUUUGGCUGACUUGGCUCAUGUCUUGGCUUAAGAGUCUUGAAAGAUUUAGUUUUUAGUAAUGUCAUCAUUACUCAGUUUGUUUUCAAACGCUUAAAUUUCACUGUAAUGGUUACAGUUGUGUAAUGUGAUUAUUAUCU